This is a messenger RNA of Aspergillus oryzae RIB40, 351 nucleotides long. RefSeq lists its product as uncharacterized. Bases 1 to 351 code for a protein of 116 amino acids. The transcript is spliced from 2 exons. NCBI's taxonomy places the organism in Eukaryota, Fungi, Ascomycota, Eurotiomycetes, Eurotiales, Aspergillaceae. The record is from RefSeq and is a predicted model, not a curated record.
AUGAGCGUACGGUUAGUAGGGCUGAAGUGGGGCGUCAGACGGAGCAAGGAAAAUGCCAAGAUUUUGCCCACUCUGAAGUCACCCGACAUACGGAGCAAGGAUAAUGCCAAGAUUUUGCCAAUUCUGACGGCACUCGACAAAAUCUCACUCGAGGCCUACCGCCGUUCGGUUCUUGCAUUCUGUCGUACAAAAUACCGCGACAGUGAUCCAGUUUACGAGGACGAGAAUCUCUCUGUCCGACCACGUGUAUCAAGACACCAAGCACAAGCUGAAGAGAUUGACAAAUAUCAACAUGAUCUGGAAACCAAAGAUAACCCUACCGGCUUUGGUGUUUUUUACGACAGGAGUUAG